AUGCCUUCCACGUCCGUGGCCCUCACGCCGGGCCUGGCGUCUUUUCUCAAAUCCCUCAAUACGAAUCCGAUCGAUACCUCUAUCGAAAACCUGAUCUCAUUGCUGAAGCGCCGUCAAAUCCGCCAUUCUCGAUCAUGCGCCACCGCAACCGCCUACUUGCUUUUGCGAGUGGUUUCAGCAUGCCGUACAUCCGAUCCCGUGAAGCUCAUUGAGCGGGUACAGAGCGUGGGCAGGCGCCUGAUCGCUGCGCAGCCGCGGGAGAUGGUGGUGGGGAACAUUGUGCGACGAGUCCUCGGUCUCAUUCGCGAGGAGGCAGAGGGUGACCACGAUGCUGAGUUCGCACUUAGUGAAGCUGGGUCAGAGAGUCAGCCCCAGACCCCUCGAGGUUUUGACGAUUCCUCACUACCUUUGGACCGAGAUGUCCUGCGGCCCGAUGCGGAUAGAGCUGCCAGUCGACCUCCCCUCACAUCCAUGUUCAGUCUCCUUUCUCACCCGGUCGAAGAUGACUCCCAGCCGAGCACACCGGGCACUCAAUCGCCAAGAGGUCUUCCCGGCCACGGUCCUGCCAAAGAUGUGCGCGCAGAGGUGCUGGAGGGUAUCAAUGAGAUCACCGACGAGCUGGACCAAGUAGACGACCAGAUUUCGUCCUAUGCAUUGGAGCACAUCCACUCCAAUGAAAUUAUUCUCACGCAUACCUCUUCAACAACGGUGCAAAAGUUCUUGCUCAAGGCCGCGUCCAAGCGCAAGUUCACUGUUAUUCACGCCGAGUCCUUUCCCAACAAUCACGACGCUACACAUGCCACUGUCAGCGGUAAUUCCCCCGCCGACGAUGAAAACCUGAGCUUCGAAGCUUUCCAGAAGCCGCUGAUCGCCCUCGGCAUCACCGUCAUCCUCAUUCCAGACUCAGCAGUCUUUGCUCUUAUGUCUCGCGUCAACAAAGUCAUUCUGGGCACCCACUCCGUUCUUGCCAACGGCGGUCUCGUCGCCGCUGCUGGCACCCGGGUCAUUGCCCGCGCUGCCAAGGUUCAUCAGACCCCCGUCGUGGUCGUCAGCGGUGUCUAUAAACUGAGCCCCGUUUAUCCCUUUGACUUUGACUCGCUCAUCGAGUAUGGCGACGCCAGCAAGGUCCUUCCUUUCGAGGAUGGAGACCUCGUCGACCAGAUUGAUGUCCAAAAUCCCCUUUACGACUAUGUUCCUGCGGAACUGGUUGAUCUCUACAUCACCAACCUUGGCGGCCAUGCCCCGUCUUAUCUCUACCGUAUUGUGUCUGAUCACUACCGGAAGGAGGAUAUUAGCUUCUAA
Penicillium cinerascens is the source of this 1302-nucleotide messenger RNA. Its product is annotated as translation initiation factor eIF2B subunit beta. NCBI's taxonomy places the organism in Eukaryota, Fungi, Ascomycota, Eurotiomycetes, Eurotiales, Aspergillaceae. Bases 1 to 1302 code for a protein of 433 amino acids. Gene Ontology annotation, molecular function: translation initiation factor activity; guanyl-nucleotide exchange factor activity. Gene Ontology annotation, cellular component: eukaryotic translation initiation factor 2B complex. The transcript has 4 exons. Gene Ontology annotation, biological process: translational initiation. The record is from RefSeq and is a predicted model, not a curated record.